Messenger RNA from Ruditapes philippinarum (Manila clam), 555 nucleotides. RefSeq names its product zinc finger HIT domain-containing protein 1-like. Bases 52 to 540 code for a protein of 162 amino acids. Gene Ontology annotation, biological process: chromatin remodeling. The record is from RefSeq and is a predicted model, not a curated record. Gene Ontology annotation, molecular function: nucleosome binding. The transcript has 6 exons. Gene Ontology annotation, cellular component: Swr1 complex. Lineage: Eukaryota; Metazoa; Mollusca; Bivalvia; Venerida; Veneridae.
UAUUUAGUGGUGUUCAAUCAUUAUAAGUACACGCUGUGGAAAUCUUAAAAAAUGAGCAAAAUGAUAGACAAACGAGAGUCUGGCAGGAUAAAAGAUGCAGAGCAGAAAAGGAUUCUGGAUGAAGCGGCUAGAAGACGUCGACAACGAAAGGCCUUGGAGGCCCUAGAACAAGAUAACUUUCAGGAAGAUCCACAUGCUGAUCUUAAAAUGAGUAAGAAAGCACCAAAAUUUGAGGAAUCUAUGGAAACACAGUCAUCUCAACAAGGCAGCAGAAAGAAGAAAAAGUAUCGUAGUGAUCUUCUUAAGUACAGAUUUAAGAAAAGUUUUGCUGCAUUGAUAGAAGAGGAGCACAUGACAAACAAAGAUCCACCUAAUUAUGUGAGUGCGUGUGCUCCACCAUCCAAGCUGCCUGCUCGACAUUUCUGUGCUGUAUGUGGAUAUCCAUCAACAUAUACAUGUGUUCAGUGUGGUGCCAGAUAUUGUUGUAUAAGAUGUUUGGGUACUCAUCAGGACACCAGAUGCUUGAAAUGGACAGCUUGAGAAAAAACGAAUGGA